This is a messenger RNA of Topomyia yanbarensis, 4683 nucleotides long. RefSeq lists its product as uncharacterized. The transcript has 6 exons. Lineage: Eukaryota; Metazoa; Arthropoda; Insecta; Diptera; Culicidae. Bases 567 to 4550 code for a protein of 1327 amino acids. The record is from RefSeq and is a predicted model, not a curated record.
GUAUCUGGCAUCGCUGAUGGGGUGGUUUCUUACUGUCAAAAAUUUUCAUCGAUAUGGAUGUUUUGCAAAUAACGUGAAUAGUGCAUAAUUCGAAAAAUAAUUGAUUUAGACGGCUUCAAAGCAAGAUCAUUGAAACUUAAAAUAGAAAUCUCACCCGUGUACUGUAUUGAUUGAACAAACAGAUACUCUAAAACUUAACGGUCAAACUGCUCGGUUGAAUUGUGUUUUUUUCCCUCUUACGACUGUGCGUUCGCUAGAAGUGCGUUGUCAACCGGAGUGUUCUGUGCCCAAGUUUCAUCUCUCGUGUACGACGAGAGGUGUACAAAGUUUAGCUGGCUGCAGGUUCAGAACCCGACUGCUAUCCGGUUCUGAUCCGCAUCCGACACUGAAGUGAGUUUCAAGUGUGAUUUUAAAGUGCAUGUGUUUGUGCUGGCCGGUGUUCCGAAGGUGUACAUCCUUGAGUGGUAAAUCGCAGGAAGGCACCUUGGUAAGAUUAGGGAGGACUCGUUGGUAAUCUCGUGCGGCCAUCUAUCAUCCGGUGUUCUACAACUGUCUCAAAACUAACCAUGGGUGAUAGCAGUCCAGUUGAAAUCACCGGCUCGACUGGAGGAAACGUUGCGAAGACGAAGAUCGAACUUGACAUCGAGAAUCAUGUGCUCGGUACUACGGUUACACUCUCCGACGGAACGGAUGGACGCGUCUUUAGUCGCAAUGGGCGCAACAAGGAGAAUCAACUCAUCUACUCCUGUCACCUUUGUGGCGUGGCCAACCUGCCGGGAGAGCGAGUCUUGCAGAUCCACAUUGCCGGAAGGAAGCAUCAGGGCCGGCUUAAUACGGCGGUGAUCGAUGCCGAUCAGUUCCGUAACUCGUCGGCCCCUAAAACUGCCAAGGUUCAAAUGCACAUCGCUCCCGGUGAACCAGUUCCGCCGGGUAUGGAGAACGAGGUAAAACCGGUUGCGGAGCUGCAAAGCACCAUUGACAAGUUCAAGAGUGGUCCAAUGGUCGGUUUAGAGUACAUCAUGGAGUUGACGACUGCUGGCAAAAAGGAACCUAGUUAUCACUGCGUUCUGUGCGACAAAAGGGGUGACCCUCGAACCAUUGUUGUUCACAUUACCAGUCACAUUCAUCGGAUGAAGUUUUUGGAAAAACAUUAUCCCACCGUCGUCAACGAGCUCGCUCCAUACCGUAGCCAGCGUGGCAACUGCAAGGAAGUCUUCAAUCGUGUUAUACAAACCGUGUGCGAAGCUAUCGAAGAUCAUCACGGUCGACUAACGCCGAAUGUUCACGAACUCGCUGAUUACACGCGCAACAAAAUGAAGUAUCUGCAGGAGGUGAUCUUUGAAAAGCACUUUGAUGAACGUACCGGGCCCAAGUUUGUCGAAGUGAUCGACAAAAAGAUGCUACAGGAUCAACUGGUCGCCUCAGGAGUGGCCCCGGUGUCCGAACCAAGGCGCGAUCCUUCACCACCGGUAGUGCAGGCACCACAGAAGAAAGCUCGCCCUGCUCGUGCGGAGCGCAAGAGUUUGGACUCGAUUUCCAGCAUCGAUUCGGUGCAGAGCAUUUCUUCCGAGGACUCCAACAAACCGAAUGCCGAUGCCGAUCCCGCUCGUUCCGGUCGCCAGGAAGAUGCUACCCUAUCGCAACGCAGCCGUGCCACGCACAAUCCGUCAGCACGAGAUCUGGAUCGACGUCGCAGCCCUCUGCCCUUCCGUCGCAGUCCAGCGCGCCGCAGUCCCGUGCGUCGAAGUCCCGCACGUCGAAGUCCCGCGCGCCGUAGCCCCCUGCCGUUCCGUCGCAGCCCAGGUCGGACUCGUCGCCGUAGUCCGCCGCCGAGACGACGCAUUCGUGCUUCACCGCGUCGUCGCUCGAGAAGUCCGCUGAGUCGACGCAGCCCCAGGCGAAAUGAUCGGUCACCGUUGCGGUUCAACGAUCGGAAGUCGAUCUCCCCCGGGCCGGAGAAACGCAAGGUGAUACCUACGCCGAAGGAACUAGCCCUCCAGGCUUCGGAGAUAGCUCAUGAGCGAUACAAGUGGGAAAAAUAUCGUUGCUCGCUGGAAAUCGCCGUAGCGCUGAUUGAUAAGACAUUCAAAGAGCACGAGAAGAAUCCCGAGAAACAUCCGAUGUAUCCGGAGGAAUGGAAAAAGUUCUGGAACAAACGGUACAAGGAAUUGCAAGCGGAGAAAAAGGAUCCAUCGAAACAUGAUUUCAAACCGGAAUGGAUCGAAUACUGGACUAACCGGAUGAAGGAGCUGCACGACGAAGAGAUUGAUCAGAAGAAAGCCGAGAUAAGAAAAAAAUUGAACCUACCGGAAGAGGAAUCGGAAAAGACUGCCGAGCUAAAGGAGCAGUACGCGGUGAAGGUUAACAAGAAGAAGGAAACGAUUGCAGUUGAACCCAUUGAAUCGAGUGAUGAUGACAAAAUGGGUGUCAAAUCGAAAAAUUCACCAAAAGCGAAAAGCGCUCGUAGCAUCAGAAAAGCCGGCAGUCCUAUCAGCGAUGACGAAUUAGAGAUUCGUUCUCGGCAUAGUAGCAGUAGGGCGUUCAGCCGAGAAAACGAUCGUGAUCGAGAACGUGAGCGAGACCGUGAGCGUGAGCGUGAACGAGACCGUGAACGAGAACGUGAUCGUGAUCGAGAUCGUGAACGUGAUCGGGAGAGGGAACGGGAUCGGGACAGAGAGCGAUCUCGCUAUCGAGUAUUACCUGCGCACUUGCAAAGCGACCAGGAUUACGACGAAUGGGCGAAGAGCUACUAUGGUCCAAAUAAGAAAGUAUUUGUACGAACUGAGUUCGAUAACGAUAGUACUGGGCCGCUUAAUUUUGUUGCAGUUUGUCGGUUGCUCACCGCUUUAGAAGAAUAUUUAGGCAGUCUAGGUCCGAAGAUUAUUGAUUUACUUUCCAAGUCGUUAGCUUUGGAAAAAAUCAAGGCCAAUUCAGCCGACGAUCUUCUACUAAACGAGGAUAACUGCAUGUUUCUGGAAACAGUUAAGGAAAAAUUGAAGGGUCAUCUGAUGGCGGAUAUGGUCGAACCGCAAAAGAUUGCAGCAGUAAAGAAAGCCAUAAAAAAUAUUGCCAGCUUAGUGUAUGAGGCUUCCAAAAAAGAGAAACAAGAGCCAGUUAAAGAGAGCGAACCGGUUACACUGUCCGCGAGUACUGCUGGUGGCGUAGAUAAGGUUGCUAUUGCUCAAAAAUUAGCCGCUGCGCUGGUGGCACAAGGAAAAACUGACUUUACCAGCGACGAAUUGGAGCAGUUGAUCAACGUUUACGUAGCGAUGGCUGAAGCUUCCAAGGAGAAGGAGCAACCCGUCACAACCAGCAGCUUCUUGAAUGAAAUAGCACCGACGAAAGCGAGUACGGAGAAGCAACCGGAAAGGUCUACACUGCAAGAGGAGCCUAGCUACUCUAAGGAACCGGCGGACAACACUGAAAACAGUGCACUCGAAGGUCUGACCGAUUCUGAUCUGCAAACUUUACUGCAGAAUUUCAAAGAUCUUUCAAAUGAAGAGCAGCUGCAUUUGAUAUCCCACCUCAAAAAGCUAGAAAGAACCGACCCAGUGCGUGUUGAAAAACUGCGAAGGUACGUCAACCUGGACGAUAAGCCAACCAACAGCCGUCAGCUGCGCAAUCAAUAUUUGGAUGACGAUAAUGAUAACGAGAAAAAGUAUGAGGACGACGGCGAAGAACCCAACUACGACGAUGAUCAUAACUUUGAAGACGAUGAGCAGGAUUUCGACAACCAAAAACCAGAGCCCGUGAAUAAUCCUAUCAAAUCCUUAGUUUCUGGUGGCUAUGGUGAAGAAUCACCCGAUCCAUUCAGCCAAAAGAAACUGGUUGAUUCGGAGGAUGAAGAUGACUAUAGCUAUGAUGAUGUGGUUCGUGCUGCCUCCAAGAAUGUAAUUGCUGCACCGGUUAACAGCAACAGUAACAGUCUACAAGGAACACAAAUCCGUCGGUUGGGACGUAUUGGUGAACAGUACGAUGGGAACUCCAAUUUUUCACGAACUAGCAAUGAACCCAGCACCCAACAUGACACUCAAAACAUUAUCGCCAAUCUGAUGGGAUCGUUGCCGAAGUCUGGAUCGACACAAAAUACCACCAGCUAUAUCAACACGAUCUCUACCAUUGAUCAUUCCGUGGAUAAUUCUAACUUCUACGAUAACAGCUCGCAACACUCCAAUCCUGGGGCGUUCGGUGGCGCGUACUCAAAUAAAAUUCAACCUACGAUGGGAUCUAACGGUAAUAGCUUCGCCAAUCAGCCCCGACCUCAGUUCGCCCCGAUCCAGACGGCAAACACUAGUGUUAACAGUAUGCCCUACUACUAUCAGCAGCAAAUACGAGCACAACAGCAGCAACAACAACAACAGAUGCACCCACAGCAACAGAUGCGUCCGCAGCAGUCCAUGGGAUUCAGCGGUCAAUUUGGAGGACAAAACCGAUUUGGUGGACAGGGGGGUAAUCAGCAAGGUGGAGGUGGCUAUGGGUGGCCACAGAACUCUGGAAUGCAGCAGUCACAGCAAGGUAGUUCGUAUCAGUACGGAAAUGAUUACUAUUAAGUUCAGUGGAAUUUUAAGCUUUCAAGGAAAUGCUUAGCGGUACAUUUUAAGUGGCGAAUAAGAACGUUUUAUUCUAGGAUGCUACGUGACAGAAUAUAUCUCAUUGAAUAUAAUAUUGUGGAUACUGCAGGAA